AUGUACGCCACCGCGAGCGCCAACUCGGACGUCGUGCGGAACAGAUCGUUCGCGUCGCACUCGCGCUCGCACAGCGCGGAGCCGCUGGACGUCGAGGGCGGACGCGGCGCGCGCGAAAAGACGCAACGAAAUGAAUUCAGCGCGCAUCCGAACGGCAUUCAUAAUCGCGUGCAGCGCGCGAUCCAGCGCGACGCGAAGGCGCUGACGAACGCGGCGAUCGUCGCGGCGGUCGUGUGCUUCUUGCUGGCGUGGCGCGCGUCGUGGACGGCGGCGAGCGUGUUCGUCGCGUGCGCGGGGUCGUUGGCGUUCGCGGGACACCUGGCGCGGUGGACGCUGGCGGUGGACGAGGGAAGCGAGGACAUGCGCGCGGUGAGCGAUGCGAUUCGAGACGGUGCGGAUGGAUUCUUCGCGACGCAAUACGGAUUGAUCAGUCGAUUGGCGGGCGUGGUGGCGGGGUCGAUCUUUUUCGUGUACUUGUUCCGAGCGACGACGCCCGAACAGCAAGAGGCGGGCGUCGGCGCGUUUACGAUGGCGACGCUCACGACUGUGAGUUUUGUGAGCGGUGCGGUGUGUAGUGGAGUGAGUGGAUACGUUGGAAUGUGGGUGAGCGUGCGGGCGAACGUGCGCGUCGCGAGCAGCGCGAGACACGGGGCGCGAGAGGCGCUCACGGUGGCGCUGCGCGCGGGCGGAUUCGCGGCGUUGAUCGUCGUCGGCAUGACGGUGCUGGGGGUGACGAUCUUGUUUUCGGUAUUUUCGUUCAUCUUCAGCGUCGGUCGCGACGGUGGCAUGGAUGUGCAUGAAAUUCCUCUCAUGCUCGUCGGAUACGGCUUCGGCGCGUCCUUCGUCGCGCUCUUCGCGCAGUUGGGCGGCGGUAUCUACACCAAAGCCGCCGACGUCGGCGCCGAUUUGGUCGGCAAAGUUGAGCAGGGCAUUCCCGAAGACGACCCAAGAAAUCCUGCGGUGAUCGCGGAUUUGGUCGGCGAUAACGUCGGCGACUGUUCAGCGCGCGGGGCGGACCUGUUCGAGUCCAUCGCCGCCGAAGUCAUCUCGGCGAUGAUUUUGGGCGCCACCAUGGCCAAGAGCGCGGGCAUCGAAGACUCCACCGGUUUCAUCAUGUUUCCACUCGUCAUUCACGCGAUGGACUGCAUCGUGAGCGCGUGCGGUAUCAUGUCGAUAAGCGAAACGUCUACUCGUCGUGAGGAUCCUUACAAAGUUCUCAAGGGUGGGUACAACGUCGCCAUUUCGCUCGCCGUCGUCGGAUUUGGCGUGGCGUGUCGCGUCAUGCUCGUCUCGGACAAACAUCCAGGAGCGUGGUUUUCCUUUUACAUGUGUGGGCUGAUCGGUAUCGCGUGCGCGUAUGCUUUCGUGUUCAUCGCGCAGUACUACACCGAUUACAAGUUCCCGCCCGUACGUCACAUCGCCGAAGCGUCGACAACCGGUCACGGCACGAACAUCAUCGCCGGCAUUGGCGUCGGCAUGGAAUCCACGGCGGUGCCCGUAAUCGUGAUCUCGAUCGCCAUCAUCUCCGCGUACUGGUGCGGCAACGCGAGUGGUAUCACGGACGCUAAUGGUAAAGCGAUCGGUGGGCUGUUUGGCACCGCUGUGGCGACCAUGGGUAUGUUAUCGACGGCGGCGUACGUGCUCACUAUGGACGUCUUCGGGCCGAUUGCCGACAACGCCGGUGGCAUCGUCGAAAUGUCGGAUCAACCCGAAAGCGUUCGCGAUAUUUGCGACGAACUUGAUGCCGUCGGAAAUACGACUAAGGCUACGACGAAAGGUUACGCCAUCGGUUCCGCUGCCCUGGCGUCCUUCUUGUUAUUUUCGGCCUUUAUGGAUGAAGUCACCGCGUUCACGGGGAAGCCUUUCAAUCAAGUUGACAUUGCGAUUCCAGAAGUCUUCGUCGCCGGCCUGCUCGGUGCCGCACUCGUCUAUCUAUUCUCCGCGUGGUCCAUCACCGCAGUUGGACGAUCUGCGCAAGAAGUCGUGCGAGAAGUGAGACGGCAGUUUGCCGAACGUCCGGGUAUCAUGACGGGCGAAGAGAAGCCAGAUUACGCUCGAUGCGUCGCCAUAGUCGCCCAGAGCGCGUUGCGCGAGAUGGUUCGACCUGGCGCGCUCGCAGUUUUGAGCCCAGUUGUGGUUGGCAUCGUAUUCAAAAACCUUGGCGCGGCGACAGCGCAAGAGCUGCUCGGCGUCAAAGCGGUCGCCGCGUUCUUGAUGUUCGCCACCGUCGCCGGUAUUUUGAUGGCGCUCUUCUUGAACACAGCGGGAGGGGCUUGGGAUAACGCCAAAAAAUACAUCGAGACCGGGGCGCACGGUGGCAAAGGAAGCGAAGCACACAAAGCGGCGGUCUCAGGAGAUACGGUUGGCGAUCCGUUCAAAGACACCGCCGGACCAAGCAUACACGUGUUGAUAAAGAUGCUCGCGACGAUUACUCUAGUCAUGGCUCCGAUGUUCCUCGACGCCGUUUAAAAGUGUAAU
Ostreococcus lucimarinus CCE9901 is the source of this 2478-nucleotide messenger RNA. RefSeq names its product H+-PPase family transporter: proton. Gene Ontology annotation, molecular function: inorganic diphosphate phosphatase activity; diphosphate hydrolysis-driven proton transmembrane transporter activity. Gene Ontology annotation, cellular component: membrane. The record is from RefSeq and is a predicted model, not a curated record. Lineage: Eukaryota; Viridiplantae; Chlorophyta; Mamiellophyceae; Mamiellales; Bathycoccaceae. The transcript has a single exon. Bases 1 to 2469 code for a protein of 822 amino acids. Gene Ontology annotation, biological process: proton transmembrane transport.